Messenger RNA from Gigantopelta aegis, 2126 nucleotides. RefSeq names its product ankyrin-1-like. Lineage: Eukaryota; Metazoa; Mollusca; Gastropoda; Neomphalida; Peltospiridae. The coding region runs from base 163 to 1905 and encodes 580 amino acids. The record is from RefSeq and is a predicted model, not a curated record. The transcript is spliced from 2 exons. Gene Ontology annotation, molecular function: protein binding.
UUUAAUUUGCUGAGUUUUAUAUUAGUAUUCAGAAGAUAGCUGCACGUGUUAGAGUGACUUCCCUUUAAAUUUAACUGUUUAUGCUUCAGAAGUAAAAAUCAGAAUAGUUGUCCAUGGCAUUUGACUCUAGCUUGACUUAUUGAUUCUCUCUACGGAUAAUGCAUGGAUAAGGUUUCAGCUCUACACAGGGCCAUCUCGGUUGGUCGUCUUGACGAAGUUAGGAAUCUCGUGGAGUCUGGGGCCAAUGUCAACAUCGUGCACGGGAUGCAAGGGACAGCACUCUGCAAUGCUCUCUAUUCCCAGCAUGAUGAGAUUGUUCGCUAUCUGAUCGAAUCUGGUUGUGAUGUAAACAUUCCUGACUAUGUGGGCGAGCCACCUCUGAUUCUUGCUUUACGUAAGGGUCGGAUUCAAGCAGCGAAAUGGCUAAUAGAUUCUCCAAACUGUGAUAUCAACACUUGCGAUGCAGGCACUAAACAACCAGCCAUUUGUUUCGCAGCUGAAAAUGGUAUGAACGACAUUGUUAAACAUCUUAUUACGAAGCAAACAUGCAAAAUGGACUCGGUCGAUGGAAACGGGAAUUCUGCCUUACAUCUGGCCAUUCUUAAGAAAGACACCACCAUUAUCAAAACACUCAGCAGGGUGCAUGGAUUAAAAUCUGUGUACAAUAACGCAGGACUCCUGCCAGUACACAUGGUCUCCAAAACUGGAGACGUUGAAAUGUUAAAGAUUCUAUAUGAUGACAAUUCUAAAUGUGGAGUCAACUUUGCUGGAUGGGUUUCCAAGGAUUUGAAUUCAGGUACCAGCUUCACAAACGACACUCCGCUGAUACUGGCGGCAGAAAUGGGACACACGGAAAUGGUCAGCUUUCUGAUAGAGCAAGGCGUCGACAUCAACGCAAGAAACAAUCGGAAUCAGACAGCAUUGUUGGUGACAUCGGGCGUCAACGACUUGGUCACUGCAUCAGUCCUCCUCACCGCCGGUGCUAAUCCCAAUCUGAGUGGGAUGCUAACCACUUGUCUCGCUAGAUCUGCCAUUGGUGUCAUCCUGCGCGAUCAGCGCUUGACUCCACUGGCUGCAGCGGCCAUAUUUGAUAGUCUCGAAGUCGCAGAGGCUUUGGUGGUGAGUGGUGCAGACAUUCAGGUGCGGGACGAUCGAGGCCAGACUCCACUGUUUAAAGCUCUUCAGCACGAUUCAAGUAAAGUAGCCUGGUUCUUGCUCAACGAGAUCGCCGAGAGGAAUUUAGACAUCUCCGGCUUCGAUUCUCCCGCAGAGUCGCUUCUACACGCUGUCAUCAUGUGCACAAAACAAGCCUACGACCUUGCACGAUACUUAAUUCAACACGGCUGCUCCAUGACUGUCUGCGACCGCCUGGCCAACCUGCCUAUACAGUCAGCCGUGGCCUACGAGAAUGCUGACGUCGUGGAAGCCAUACUGGAGGAAGGCGGAGACCCGUGGGUUUCGGACUGUAGUGGCUCCACACCUCUACACAUGUCAGCCAUGGUCGGAAACACCAAGAUAGCCAGGCUGCUCCUGGCUCAUGGCGCCGACAUAGACAGUCUCUCGGAUGAGGGGACGGUUGUGUACACGGCUCUUGACGCCGAUAUGGUAGAGUUUGCUAAAUAUCUCGUCUGUGUCGGGUGUUCGUUGUCUAGAGAGUGGUAUUUGUUUGAGGAGCAUCGUCCCAGUGAUGAGGAUCUGGAGUGUCCCGGGGUGCUGCAGGAUUGCAAAGAAAUCUUUGCUUGGUUCAAAGACAAGGCCAGUAACGCCCCGUCUCUUCAGAUGUUGUGUGUUAAAACCCUUAGAAGGAUAUUCGGAGAUAAAAACAAGUCAUUUGCUGACAUCAGUAACUUGCCAUUGCCUUCCAAAAUGAUUGAUAUGGUGUGCUAUAAAGAAGUGGAAAUAUAAAAAAAAGGAUUCUACACAAUUAUAUUUUUUGACUAAUAUAUGAACUAUAAUAAUGUGAAUUGGUUUGUUGUUGUUCUUUUUGCUAAAACUAUGUUGUUUUAUGUUGUUAUAUUUCGGGUGAAACUAUAUUACUAUGGCUUAUGUUAGCCUAGCAGUGUUAUGUUUAAAGAUUUUAUGGCAAAAUCUUUUGGUUUUUUCUAAUAAAUAUUUUUGAUAGCUCA